CUUUUACUGUGCCUUCGGUGCACCUAACCUAUAAUGCACUCUGGUGAAUGUGAUCUACCUUGUACAUACGCAUAUUCGCAUUUUUUUGCAUUUUAAUUAACAGAUCGAGCAAAUUACACGAAUUAGCAGUUACAUAAAGUGUCGUGAUUAUCUUAAUUUAUGUGCACUUAAAGGUUAAAAAAACAUCGAGACUUGCGCAUCAAAUAAGACGGAGAAUCGCGUAAAAGGAGUCGUCACCGAAGUUACUGCACGAGAAAUAAUUUAUUUACAUUCUCCGAGAAUGUGAUAUUCGACGGUGAGGAUUAUGAAGCUUAUGAAGCGCAGCGUCGCACGCAAAAGCUCCGUCCUGACCGCGCAAGAAAUCCACGUGCACAAAAUCAAAAGAAAUAUAUUGCAAAUCGACAGCCAUGAGAAAAUACUACCAAGCCGCUCUAGCUGUUACGGCAGUAGUGAGCCUGGUAUCCCUGCUCAUCUACAGGCACGAAUACAACAGGUUGAGGUACGUCUUGGAGGUGUUCAAUUACUUCGGCAAGCCCUGGCCAAGGAGAACGGAGAACUGCAGCAAUUUUUAUCGACCGUUCGCCGCGCUCGAUGCCAAGUUCGACGAGCCGAUUCCCUCGUGGCAGCGUCUGGAGGACGAUCUAUACGUGUACUCCGCCUACAGCAUCAACGACAUGGAGGUACGGGCGGUCGGGCUCGGGACCGUGAACGGCGUCGCGAACGUGCAGUGUCUCGUCUUCUUCGAGAACGAGGGUAAACCGAUACUGGGCAGCUUCAGGUUUAUUCCCAUCGGCAGCGCGAUCACCUCCAAGAAAGCGGGCAAGUACAAAGGGUACCAUUUCGUCUGCACGCACACCAGCAAUGAGACGCCCACCGGAGUAACAUUCGUCACGAAGUCGAACAAGUAUCUCAACUACGCGCCGAUCUUUCCUAUAAAAGUACAGCCGCGCAGUGGGAAAAACAGUCAGAAUAGGAUAGGAAUGUGCGUGAUGCAGGAGGCAUCGACGAGGCCGAUGCGGCCGCUGGACAUGGUAGGCUUCAUCAGUUUCCACGCUCUCGGCAGGAUGGACAAUUUUAUCGUCUACGAUUCCGGAAUAUCGAACGAGUUCAACGUCAAGCUGAGGGAGAUGGCCGGCGACUUCACCUCCCCGUGGAGAUUCACGUACACCGUCGUGCCGUGGAACUUCCCGUUCACGGAGCUCGACCCGAGCGUGAUAAGGGAGAUCCUCGAGGUGGACUGCCUGUAUCGUACGCACAACAACGUCGGCUACGCCGUUACCCUCGCAUGGAACGAGUACGUGAUCCUCAAGUACCAUCGCGCGAUGAUCGACCUGUUGGCGGACUUCAAGCGGAGCAAGCUCGCGGCCGACCGCUACAGGCUGAAAACCGCGGUGUUCUGCACGCAGCAAGCCGACGAUCGGCGGCACGGCAAUCUCACGUUAACGGUGCUAAGGAAAACGAAAUCCGACGACGCGAGCGUCGUCGGCGAGUACCCCGUCUACGUACACAAGCCGCACGUAACGCUGCUCAACACCCGCAUGUACACGAGGGAGAUAGGAAGGGACUUGGCUGUCAUGAAUCGAUAUAAAUACUGCGACAACUACAAGGACGGCCAGGGAACGGAGGAUCCAUCGAUUUUGAGAUUUGCUCAAGAUAUUCAAAACUCGUCGAUCCUCAGGAAGUAUCUCGGGCUCUACGAUAUCGAUAUAAAGUGAGAUGAAUUUUCUACACGAGUGAUAUUAGAUCGACUAAUUAUUCGCACGGUUUUUGGACAAGAUUGCUCCAGCCACGUUAAUCUACACGCAUGCAAGUGUUUCGCGAUUCUCUUUGUAUCGUCUUUCAUACUACUAGGUGCCUUAAUCAAUCAAUCAUCACGUCGCGUCAUAGCCAUAUGCGACUAGUCACGACAUGCUCAGCUAUUUUAAUAUUACACUUGUUUUGUAAUUGUAACUUUGAACUGCAAUAAAAUAUUGCUAUUUGUUA
Ooceraea biroi (clonal raider ant) is the source of this 1983-nucleotide messenger RNA. RefSeq lists its product as uncharacterized. The record is from RefSeq and is a predicted model, not a curated record. NCBI's taxonomy places the organism in Eukaryota, Metazoa, Arthropoda, Insecta, Hymenoptera, Formicidae.